AUGCAUGAAUCCUCCAUAUCUACAAUCCUGACCAUAUCCCUUGGUGCAAAAAUCGUGCUGUUCUUCCUCGAGGCACAAGCGAAACAUGGCUACCUCAAGGAACCCUAUAACUCUUACUCACCAGAGUCGUCUUGUGGUAUUCUUAACUGGAGCUUUCUUUUGUGGCUCAAUGACCUGUUCAUCACCAGCUUCAAGAAAAUAAUGACAUAUGAAGUCCUAUCCAGGAUCGAUGAACGGAUAGAUUCUCGAGUCCUUGAAGAGAAAAUAGGGAGAGCAUGGGAUGCCCACACGGCAAUCUGCUUGCUACUAGAGUGGCUAUUGACUAUACCCCCACGCCUUGCCCUGGUUGGAUUAAACUACGCACAGCCCUUAAUGACCAGUCGCGCUCUCAACUUACUCAGUAAUAAGACUCCAAAGAAUCCUGGAACUAUGAUCCAGGAUGGGCUGCAGUUUGAGGGUGCAGCUUUGAUCUUAAUGUCUACAGAUAUUGAAAGUAUCGUAGACUCCCUCGAGCCAAUGAACGAAAUAUGGAGAAGCACAAUUGAGAUUGCCAUCGGAAUUUGGCUCCUAGAGAGGCAAUUAGGAGAAAACUGCGUUGUUCCUAUUAUCAUCAUUUUGCACAACUAUGGAGUCAAGCGAUCCAAGAACGACGCAAAAAGCUUUUUGUUCGAACUACCGCUUUCAGAUGGAUUUAUGUGGCUCAUUAUCGAUCCUACACUCCUUGGAGCAGCAUUGAACACCACCCUUGUUUUGAAUCAAUCGUUACAAAAGUUUAUUAGAUCAUGGACAUCGCUAGAGACAUCUCUGGGAGCCAUUGCUAGAGUCAAGUCAUGCAUUGCUUCGACACCAACAGAGGGCCAUCCCGGAGAGGACAGGAAACCUCCUGCGGUACGGCCAAGUAGGGGUGAAAUCAAGUUCGAGUCAGUGUCCGCUUCAUACGACGGAGUUUGCAGGGCAUUAAGCAACAUCACAAUGCGACUACAACCUGGUGAAAAGAUUGGCAUAUGCGGGCGGGCUGGUAGCGGGAAGAGUUCUAUAAUCCUAAGUCUUCUCUGGCUACUCGAUAUAUCGACCAGUUCUAUUGUUAAGAAUACUGCAAAGGAAGACAAAGAGAUAACACGUACUACCACCCUAAUCUGUUUCGGCCCUCUCAGUCGCCAAUUACAAGCAUCUGCGCUGUUGUACAUCACAAUACCUGGGGAGAUUGUUAAAGAGCUCCUUCUCAAGGUUGUCGGGACCGUCUCUUGGAAGUGGAACCUAGGAUCUCGGGACCUUGUGGCUGUGAUAUCAGAGCGUGUCAUCCUUUCUCCAGAGUAUGGUUGUACAUAG
Molecule: messenger RNA, 1329 nt
Organism: Microsporum canis CBS 113480
Lineage: Eukaryota; Fungi; Ascomycota; Eurotiomycetes; Onygenales; Arthrodermataceae
Exons: 9
Coding region: 1-1329 (442 amino acids)
Biological process (GO): transmembrane transport
Cellular component (GO): membrane
Molecular function (GO): ATP hydrolysis activity; ATP binding; ATPase-coupled transmembrane transporter activity
Source: RefSeq, a predicted model, not a curated record